AUGUACUGCGACCAAAAUCUAGUACGAUUGAAUGUGAUAAUAAUCAUGAAGCGCCCAAUGAAAAUAGAGCAAAUAAUAUUUGAUCUCGUUCAGUUGAGGGCAAAAAAAAAUUUACAAAAAGAUAUAGAAAAUUAUAAAAUGAUGGCCAGACAGGCGAUGGUGAAGGUUCGUACUUACUCGCAUACAUUCGCCGUGUUUGUGGACGAGUCGAGUCAUCCAAAAUUAACAAUCAUGGUCAUGGAAAUUGAAACUACUAUUGAAGAAUUGGCGGAUUUUUUACAAAAUUCCGGUUAUAGAAGAGUUCGGAAUAUUUUGAUAGACGCAGACUUCUAUUGGACGACUAGCAUUCGAACCACAACACGAGCGGAACUGAAAAACAUCGCCCUGCACAAAAGUGUCUUCAUGAAGACUGCCUACAUCAUCUAUCCAGGCUCCCAUGCGGUGGACGGCAACCUGAACACCAUGGCCCACACGACCAACGGAGAAAACUGGAUGAUCGUCGAUCUAGCAGAUGAGUACAGGAUCCAUUAUGUCGUCGUGCAUAACCGGGCAGAUGCUUACUUCGAUUCGUUGGAUUACUUCAGCGUGGGACUGUUGGAGAGUUAUGAGGAGGGUGAGCCGGAGAAGAACGAGUUGUGCGGCAGGUACCCCUACACGACGCCUGCCGGGGUGGCUGCCCGCCUCAACUGCACCUUAUCAAAAACCAAAUAUCGCUACGUCACUUUGUUUGCCAACGAAGAGAAGUCAACUAUCAGCAUCAUGGAGUUUGAAAUAUACGGCACUAGCAAGACCAACUUCAUGGACCAACACAUCGGUUGUUACAAAACAUUGUCCGGCAGGGAAGUACAUGUUGGAAGUUUUACCUUUGUGUACGAGUGUCAAGAUAUGUGCUCGUCAUACUUGUACAUGGCUAUUCGUAAGGCAGACGAAUGUUAUUGCGAUGGAAGUCUCGGUCAGGUUUCAACCCUAGCUUCCUGUGAUUUAGAGUGUGCAUUCGAUGAUAGCUCGUGCGGUUCCAACGACAAUUUCUCCGUGUAUCUGCGUCGAAAGAGAUCCAACUUGAACACCACGGUGAUGUUUGGAAGGCCUGAAAAGAGCAGCGCCUGUUCGGAUGAGUUCUACGAACAAAUAGCGGAAGACCCAACAUCGACAGACUACACGAGCAAGCAGACUUUUUACGACAGGACGACCAACAAUUGUGUGGCGGCUGAAACGCCAUACACUGGACUGCAAAACAACUCCUACAUUGAUAUACAUUCGUAACGUAAUGUUUAUGAAAUAAUUUUUCCUAUUAAUCAAAUGUAUGUAUUACUUAUUUUAUUUAACACUCACAUUCACACACCCUCGAGCACUUAUAUGCGUGUAAGUAGGUUAGUAGGUAAGAAGGUCUCUGCCAUCACAACGUUUUUCUUUGUAAACACACAAUGGGUGAUAAACAUUUGCGACUUAUCUGAUUAAUUAAAUCAGAUCUAUUUGAAAAUAAAAGAGCAAUAUAAUUAUUUCUGAGAAGAAAUUGAGUUGAAACUCCGUUAAAUCGAAGGAAACACCAAACAUUAGCAAAUGAACGUUCAAAUUACAAUCUGGUUCAUCAUUACAAAGUCCGUUUUGUUUUAAAUAUGAAUUAAUUAAACCAUGUCUUGUUGGAAAUAAAUAACUUUUGAAGG
Helobdella robusta is the source of this 1664-nucleotide messenger RNA. RefSeq lists its product as hypothetical. The transcript is spliced from 9 exons. The record is from RefSeq and is a predicted model, not a curated record. The coding region runs from base 1 to 1263 and encodes 420 amino acids. NCBI's taxonomy places the organism in Eukaryota, Metazoa, Annelida, Clitellata, Rhynchobdellida, Glossiphoniidae.